AUGGAUGGCCAAGAGAGUGGAUACAUUGACAUUGAGGAAUUGCGAAGACAGCUCCGGUUGCGUUCUCAACAGCAGAUAUAUUCUAACAUGGGAAGAGCCACCGAGUUAUCACAAGAUCCUACGGACGUUAAGUCGUAUUUGAAUGAUCUGAGUGUGGCUCUUGCGUCUCAAAGAGAGGCUACGAACAGGUCAACUAGUCUUGAAGAUUUGAAAUCAACGUCGAUGUCAGUGGAGACCACAGAGGCACAUAGCAUAUCUGAUGACCGUUCGAUAAGUGCAAAAGCUGAGAGAGGUAGUGAGAUUGCGGAAAUCGAUGGUAGACUUAACAGCCUUGGCACGGCAGAGGGGAAUUCGGUCAUAGACACGGUGUUUGCCGGUCUAUCCAGCAUGCGAAGUAAAACCAAGAGACGCAAAAUCUCAUCAUUUAUAAUCACAGAUAAUCAAACGGCGACAGAAGCAACGCCGGAUACAAAUGCAGCAUUGGAGCCCAUCGAAGAGCCAAUGUAUUUUAGCGAUCAGAAUGAGCACACGGAACCCGUCCAAGAGGCUAUGCCGGAGGCAACGACAUAUAACGAGGAAAACACAUUGCUGGAGGAUGCUGAUGAGCCAGAACCAUACGAGACGCAGCGCUUGAAACCUGCUCAAUUGAAAAACAUGUUUGGACCCUAUUUAAAUCACAAGCAGAUUUCCUUACCACCCGCCUCGUGGCAAGCCUUAUCAACGAUCACUGGCGACCUCACCAGUAAGAUAACCACCACCUUGCAAGCAGAACAAUACCAUGGCAGCCAACAAUUAUCCAUCGAACGCAGUAGUCUAGUUGCAUUGCUAGUCAAAUACAAGCUGCUACCACGUCAACAGAACCUCAGCGACCGCCAUAUCACCACCGAAGAACUAUUCUCAAUGUGCAAACAAUACUUAACCUCUGAAGACCUCAACGAUCUGGAGAUAUCCUUAUUCUCUUAG
Tetrapisispora phaffii CBS 4417 is the source of this 963-nucleotide messenger RNA. It is a transcript of the gene CNN1, whose product is annotated as centromere-binding protein CNN1. NCBI's taxonomy places the organism in Eukaryota, Fungi, Ascomycota, Saccharomycetes, Saccharomycetales, Saccharomycetaceae. The coding region runs from base 1 to 963 and encodes 320 amino acids. The transcript has a single exon. The record is from RefSeq and is a predicted model, not a curated record.